Molecule: messenger RNA, 834 nt
Organism: Vicia faba (fava bean)
Lineage: Eukaryota; Viridiplantae; Streptophyta; Magnoliopsida; Fabales; Fabaceae
Source: the annotation of a GenBank genome assembly
AUGAUUAAGUAUUAUACAAAUCAAACUGCUCACAACGGUAGCACUGAGAUUGUCUAUGGACUUUCGUCGGUAGGAAAAUACCUUGUCCCUGAUGAAACUAGAGGCUACUUGGCUUCAUUCACUACAUUUCUAUGUUAUCCUGCAUUGUUACAAGUUUGGAUGAAUUUUAAGGAAGCAGUGGUUGAUGAAGACAUUGAUUUGUUCAAGAAAGUACAUGGAGUGACAAAGUAUGAAUACAUGGGACAAGAUAAAAAAAUGAACCAAGUAUUUAACAAGUCAAUGGUUGAUGUAUGUGCAACGGAGAUGAAAAGAAUGCUUGAAAUAUACACUGGAUUUGAUGGAAUAUCAACAUUGGUUGAUGUUGGAGGUGGAAGUGGACAAAAUCUGAAAAUGAUUAUAUCCAAAUAUCCAUCAAUUAAGGGAAUUAAUUUUGAUCUGCCACAGGUUAUUGAAAAUGCACCACCAAUUCCAGGUAUUCACCAUGUUGGAGGAGAUAUGUUUCAAAGUGUUCCACAAGGUGAUGCCAUCAUACUAAAAGCUGUAUGUCAUAAUUGGUCUGAUCAUAAAUGCAUUCAAUUUUUAACCAUUUGUCACAAAGCAUUGUCACCAAAUGGGAAAAUCAUUCUUGUGGAAUUCAUAUUGCCAGAACAACCAACAUCAACUCAAGAAUCAAAACUUGUUUCAACUCUUGACAAUCUCAUGUUUAUCACUGUUGGUGGAAGGGAAAGAACUGAGAAACAAUAUUUGAAUUUGGGAAAACUCUCUGGAUUUUCCAAAUUCCAUGUUGCUUGCCGUGCUUUCUCUUGUUUAGGAGUCAUUGAACUUUACAAAUGA